Molecule: messenger RNA, 948 nt
Organism: Pomacea canaliculata
Lineage: Eukaryota; Metazoa; Mollusca; Gastropoda; Architaenioglossa; Ampullariidae
Product: putative defense protein 3
Exons: 4
Coding region: 92-703 (203 amino acids)
Molecular function (GO): oxidoreductase activity, acting on metal ions
Source: RefSeq, a predicted model, not a curated record
CUGAACGUAGUUGCUCAUCGUCUUACUCAUCUAGUGCCACGAGUACGAUUUUUUACAGUUGAAAAGUACUUGUGUUGUUUCGUUUUUCAAGAUGCCUACCCAAGCGCCUUGUCUCCUUGUCCUCAUUUUCCUGGUAACGGAAGUGAGGGGCUACAGCACCGGAGCGCCAUCUGAUGGAUGCUGGAGUGAGCGCCCUUUCCAUGACGACAACCUUCCCAGCCACACUUGCGCGCCUUAUGUGAUCGACCUGGAGAAGGAUGACCCGCAAGAUGCUUACACAGCUCGCGAUAUUAUAAAAGUCAGGAUCCGCAGCGUGGACGGCACACCUUUCCGGGGAUACCUACUGAAGGUGACAGGCAGCAGCGGGGUUGCCCACGGACGGUGGGCUGCCCACAAAACCAACCAGAAACACCUGAGCACCUGUGGCGUGACCCACGCCAACGCCACGGACCAGACUGAGGUCACUGUCCUGUGGCAGGCUCCCAAGGACCCCAGCAUGGGCGCCAUUCAGUUCAAGGCCAUUGUUGUGAAAAACUACACAACGUUUUAUCAGAACGUCUUGUCCCGGGCGCUGAAGCCUCAUUACUCCGUGGACAAAGUCAAAGACCUCUUCGACCGCCUGCUGGCCUUCACGAGGAUUGACUGGAAUGGCACCGCUGUACCACCCGUACCUGUACCUGUCCCUCCCGGUCAGACCCCCUAACCGCCCGAAGUCGGUCUCCAGAAAACAACUUGUCACACCGUAGCCUGCACGUGUUCUUGUUCUUCCCACGGACUAAUAAUAAUAAUAAUUAUCACGAAUGAAGCACGACACGAUGAUGAAAGGGCGUACAUCAAAACAUGCAAGCAGACCGACAGACACACAAAACUACACAAACGCAUGUAAGCAUUUCCUCUGGUUACAUGUAAUACAUUGUACCUUGGUUACAAGUAAUACAUUGUACCCUA